GUUAUCAUGAACUUUCUUUUUUUCGACUUUCUUCUGGAUUCUUUGAAAUUCUUUGCAUAUAUUACCCUUUAUAUCAAAUUUAUUAUACCAUGUUUCGAUGCUUAUGUGCGCUUAUGAGUCUUAUCAAGCAAGCAGGAAGUUGGUCUCCUUUUGUGACCAUCAAUAGUCUCUAUAUGAAAUCUAUGAAUCUUUGACCCAAACGUUCUCCACAUAGUAGAAUCUCCUUACUCGUUGAGCCUCAACUUCAUCCCUUAACCGUAAGCUAGGAAGUCACGACCAUCACACAUCCUGAACGCAACUUCUAUAAGUCUCAAUAAAAGCUGUAAAUGUAAAUAAACACAUUGGUUGUUCCUGCCUUGGAAAAUAAGAACUUUGGCUCCUUUUCUCCUUUUCUUCAACAUCCAACCUUACUUAAGUUGUUGUUGUUGUUUUUUCGGGCUUCCUUCAUCUAUUCAUCGUAUAUUCAACACACUCGCUGGCGUCCAUCGUUUGCAUUAGAUAUCGCUGUUUAUAUACUUCCGUCCUUCGUUUGGUGUCGGUAUACACUCUUCUACAUGUUUAGACCAUUCUUUUCUCGUUCUUGGAGAUACAAAAUACUCGCUCAUUAUAUUGAAGCUCCUUUGCUUGCAGAAUUCAGGACAAUACACUCGAGACCUGUUCCAUCUCUGAAAAAGCGUGCGGACUUUUUGCUUGAGUAUUUCAGAUUCUAGCAAUCCAGCGGCCCACAACCCAUCAGUGCCGGGAAAUUUAAAUAAAAAUCCAUCUAAAAGGACAUACACUGUGCCGUCUGAUCCCCAGCUCUUCCUUCACUCAUCUAUACGCCUGCAAGGUCAAUAGCCCGUCAAUAGCCUGACCAUAGCAAUGGGCGGCUGCUGCAUGAACUGCGACCCCUUUAGAUGCUUCCGCAGAAAGGAGGAGCCAGAAAGCGAGGAAGAAGUUCAAAUCACGGUUUCGGACGAUAGUACAAUAGUUGACUCGUCAGACUCAUUGGCACCCCAGCUCCCUCCAAUCAACCGACUAAGCAGCCUUCAUAUCCCAGGAGUGCUGCCUCCUAGCCCCGAUCCGCAGCACGACAUAUUGUUUUCCGAAGAACCAUCUCUAAGUUCCUUCGCAGAGAUGGUCUAUUAUCAUAAUGGUUCGGCUGGCCUGCCUCAAAGUGAUAUGGACGCUCUGAAUAGAUGUCAUGCUUCUGCAUUGAGUAGAGGGAGCGUUCAGCCGUGCCAGUAUCCCACACUUCGAAACCCGCCAGCAAUGGUGGACCCUCGAAUGAAAGACAAAGCCCCUGGUAUCAGCUGCGACCCGCUUACGGAAGCGAUGCAGGCAAUGGCAGAAGAGCUGAAGGAAGAACAGGCUUCGGAGGAAAACUUGGAGAACCCAGCCCAGUCUCAGGCCAAAAACGAGGACGGCUGUAAAGUAGGGAUUGUGCCAGACGCUGUCAUGGAGGCGCGAGCAAUAGCCUCAAGAAUUGUAGUGCCCAGUCCAGAAGCAGCUGAAGAGAAAGACGGGAGCCAUGUGGCAUUCACAGUCGACAUAAAGCCACCACCACGCCCACUGCCGCUGAACUGGAAACCCUCACAGGUAGUAGACCGCGUUUGCAAGGGUAUGGAUGCCAUGAUGGAAGUAAGAGCAGGAAUCAACAGGAUCUUGAGGGACAAGCCUGAUUACGUCGUUGGCUUGCCCUACACAGUCCAACAUAAGAAAGAGCUGGAAAUGAGGGCUUUGGGAACUGUGAUCCGUUUCGCAAAUUGUAUCGCUGAAGACAAGAGGCUCCAUGAUGAGAAAGAACCUAUUCGUCUACUGGUCACUUGUUUGGAAGUCCUUGUGCAGUGCACCUCAGCUUCCCUGGCUGCUGCCCUGAUGGCUGCUGAGGACUCAAAGAGCCCAGAGGAAGAUGAGGCCAUCCGCCUCCAGGUACAGCGAUGGUUAGUUCAAACUUUCUCCGAUAUCUGGGUUUUGGAAAAGGAAACGGCCAGGUAUCUGGCAAGGUUUGCCGUCGAUAUUGAUUGACUCUUCAAGGAGCUCAGCUUGAUAUCGUUUUUGUCUGACAUGGGAAUGGUAAUCGAAGGGAUAGCGUGGCCUUUUGAGAAUUCCUGCAUUUAACCCUUGCUGAAGUCCAGUUUUUCUGACGUGUAUACUGUCUAUUCUGUGUCAUGUUCCGCAUCGAAGGAAUGCAUCCACUCAUUGAUAAAUAUUGCAAAAAUAUAGAGUUUAAAUCAAAUCAAGACAAAUGCCCUUUCCCGGGCAAAAAAGCGUGUAUCCUUUAUAAAUCCAAGCCAAUAAGUGGAUUAUUG
Messenger RNA from Trichophyton rubrum CBS 118892, 2291 nucleotides. RefSeq lists its product as uncharacterized. The coding region runs from base 862 to 2007 and encodes 381 amino acids. The transcript has a single exon. The record is from RefSeq and is a predicted model, not a curated record. NCBI's taxonomy places the organism in Eukaryota, Fungi, Ascomycota, Eurotiomycetes, Onygenales, Arthrodermataceae.